AAAUAUCAAAAUAAGUGAUAGUUUAAUUCAGUCUGAUUUGUUGGUUUCCAAUGCUUGUAUAAUGCACUUGUCUAUGCCAAAAGGUGUUAAUACAGGUCCUAAGGAGCAUGAGUCCAUUGAAGAAGAACCACCAGGAGAAAUUAUUGAGAUGGACCCGAAUAAAGCUCAAGACAUAAGGAAACACAUGUUCCUUAAGGAGAUCAAUUCCGAGGCAUCCAUACUGCCCAAUCCGACCAGCACUACACCAGAUAUGAUCCAACAUAAAGAUAUAAUUAGUAAAGCUAAUUUGUGUGUUCAUGGUACAGGAAGCCCAAGUUUGGAACAUAGGAUCCAAAAGAGUAAUGGGGAUAAUAUUUCCAACAAAUGGAGGCAGAAUCCAAGCCAAAGUUAUACAAGAAAGAGUGAACCACAAGAAAGUGAGGCCACGACUGAAUGUACCAGAGUUUCUGAGGCCACUCCAAGAGAAGUCCAAGGUCAUGAGAUCAUUCCUGAGCCACUCCACAAUUGGAAGAUAAAACCAGAACCAUUGAUUUUUCUAGAACCAAAACUCAAAGAUUUUGAGACAGGUUUAGGAACUCAGAAGAAGUGCACGGCCCAAAGACAAAAGACACCAGUUCUGAUAUUAGGUACAUCACUUGAUUUAAAUAAAAGAACUGAUAGUCUUGUUCCAUUAAAACUUUCAAAUUCUAGAUUUAUGCACUUGUCUUUGCCAAAGAGUUUUGAUCCAGGGAUAAGACAAGGUGAUGGACGACCAAGCCAUGGUAAAAGGAUGGAAGAGAACCAGGGACAGCACCUGACUUGUCCACAAAACGUUGAAGGAGACGCAAGAAGCAUCAAAAGCAAACAAGCUGCCAAAGAGCAAAACAUCCUUCAACUAGCUAAAACCAUUUGGGUAAAUCUGAACUUUACUUGUCUUAUUUAUAAAUUUUCAAACCCAGAUAUAAUCCACUUGUUUCCUGCCAAAAGUGUUGAAUUUAUUUCAGGGGCAGAGGCUAAGCAUCACAUUGAUGAGCAACGCAAGGAGAUCACAAAGUGUUUACAUGCCAAAAGAAAUAAAGAAGUUGUCAUCAGCAACCUCUUGAUCCUAGACGUUCCAGAAGAUAAGACACCACCCAGCAGAGUGCCAGACCAAAACAGAGGAGUAGCCUUGUCGUUCCUACUCAAAGAAGAGCCACCAUAUGUGCCAUCAAAGAUCAAACCCAUCGAAUACCAAGGUAAGGUCCUAGAAUCUCAAAAGAGGAUGAAACCUAACUUGCUCUAUCUUGGUGCAGAUUAUCCAGUUUCGAGGUCGAAACUUUUUCAAGGGAGAGGGUAUGAUGCGGUCAUCAAAUCAGUACCUGAACCAGAAGCCAACCAGUUGCACCAAACAGCUAAUCCAAAGACUCACCAGGAUAUGUGUUCAAUCAAAACGGCGUAUCUCACCAACCAGGAAGACAUUGUCCAUGAAACUAAAUUUCCUGCACUCUACGCUCAACAAGGAGUCAAUCCCAAUUGGUAUCAUCAUCAAAGAUACUCGGACAAGGAAGAUAUGAAUUUUACAAACCGGAGGUUCUCCAUCCCGUCCAUCUGCGAGUAUCCGAGUUUAGAAGUUGUUUCAAGCCCAACAAAGAAGCGUUCCGACCCAAACCAAAGCUUGGACUUCAAGAAGGAUCUCUUAGCUUUCCAACAAACCAAGAAUGGGAAGAAAAGUCCACGGAAAUAUGGAGUUAAGAUCAAUUUCUCAAAACCGGACAAACCAGUUCUGCACUUGCCUUAUUUGGAAGCUGGCCGGUUCAAUCAAUUGCAAACCAGACAUUGGCGACCAGGAGAGACAUGUAACCAUUCAGGAGACCAAUCCAAACGUCCAGGAGAGUCAGAGACGUUCUUACAAUGCACCAGCAUCCAUCAGAUUAUUCAGAAUCAAACAAGACCAUACUUGCCAUUUUUGGAGUCAAAAGCCAUCAAUUCUCAACUGCUCUUUUACCAUCAAGAUUGGCACGACUUCUAUACAUUUUCUUCAGUAAAGAAGUUCCCAAGAAGCUCACUUACAGCCUCAAACCGUCCAGAUACAUAA
Brassica rapa (field mustard) is the source of this 2053-nucleotide messenger RNA. RefSeq lists its product as uncharacterized. Lineage: Eukaryota; Viridiplantae; Streptophyta; Magnoliopsida; Brassicales; Brassicaceae. The record is from RefSeq and is a predicted model, not a curated record.